AUGUCAAAAAACGCAUACGAUAGACACAAACAAUGGAAAUAUGAACAAGAGAAGAUAUACAGGAGGGAUUUUAACCUGGAAGCUGAAAGAGAUAAGGGAGUCACAGAAUUUGAUCUUAUAAAGCAGAAUCACAAAUUCCUUAAAGAUGAAGACCUAUACGAUAGUGAUGAGGAAGUUAAGGAGACUACAGAAGAAGUCACAGACCCGUAUGCGCAGAAGCUAUCUGAUAAAUACUACGACUCAUUGUAUAAAGAAUUCGCCAUAGCUGAUCUCAAGCAUUACAAAACACAAAUAAGCCUUCGCUGGCGGACGAAACAGGAGGUUGUGGAUGGUGUCGGAGAGACAAGCUGCGCUAAUAUACGUUGCAUGACACGAGAAUCAAAAUUGAUACCUUUCGAAUUACCAUUUAACUACAAAGAAAAUGAUAUAGCAAAGAACGCAGAAGUUAAGGUCGUUUUAUGUAGGCAUUGUUCAAAAAAGUUGUCAUACAAGCAAGACAAAGACAAAGAAGAAAAUCUCAUACGAUCCAGACGAGAACAUAAUAGAAGCCGAUCACCAGAAAGUCGUAAAAAACGACCUAGUUAG
Wallemia mellicola CBS 633.66 is the source of this 585-nucleotide messenger RNA. RefSeq lists its product as hypothetical. The record is from RefSeq and is a predicted model, not a curated record. Bases 1 to 585 code for a protein of 194 amino acids. NCBI's taxonomy places the organism in Eukaryota, Fungi, Basidiomycota, Wallemiomycetes, Wallemiales, Wallemiaceae. The transcript has 2 exons.